Messenger RNA from Exophiala mesophila, 2219 nucleotides. RefSeq lists its product as uncharacterized. The coding region runs from base 65 to 1759 and encodes 564 amino acids. The transcript has a single exon. The record is from RefSeq and is a predicted model, not a curated record. NCBI's taxonomy places the organism in Eukaryota, Fungi, Ascomycota, Eurotiomycetes, Chaetothyriales, Herpotrichiellaceae. Gene Ontology annotation, molecular function: ATP-dependent DNA damage sensor activity; crossover junction DNA endonuclease activity; ATP binding. Gene Ontology annotation, biological process: meiotic DNA recombinase assembly; reciprocal meiotic recombination; DNA repair. Gene Ontology annotation, cellular component: Rad51B-Rad51C-Rad51D-XRCC2 complex; replication fork; Rad51C-XRCC3 complex.
CUCCAGUCGAAUAUCGGUGUCGUCGCCAUGCUUGCCAGCCCUGGAGCUUCACCUUGUUCGCGCAAUGCCAGAUUCCCUUUCUGAUAUUCACAAUUUCCCAGCUUCACCAUCUCAUCACAGACUGCCUACGAUCUCCGGCGUCGAAGCGCUCCAAGCUGUCACUGUAAAAGCGAGAGCAAUUCCCACAAAACUCGAUACCCUUGACUCAUACCUACUCCCCUCCAAUGGACUCCCCCGAGCCUCCUCUGGGAUACAGAGGGGACAUGUGACUGAGAUAUAUGGGCCGCCAGGAGUUGGCAAGACGACCUUAGGGCUUCAGCUAGCUUGCAACGUACUUCGUUCGUCACCUGAUCGAGCCGAGGUCCUCUGGAUCAACGGCGGGUCACCCUUGGUAGAAGAUCGACUGGUUUCCAUCUUCAAUCAAUCCCGUCAGCCGUCUGAUCACUCUGCAGCCUCAUCUCCGCAACAACCCGACCCAAAUAUCGACCUCGUACUCGAACACCUGACCUAUCUCGAGGUAAACACACUUCCCCGUUUGCUCACCAUCUUUGCCCACCCUACCGCCGAAUUCCCCUCUCCGAGAACUGCUCUGAUUGUCGUCGAUGAUGUAUCCAAUAUUGUCUCAGGGUCGUUGAUCCAAAACUCAAAACCCUCCGCCAAUGGACCUGAGCCACCACCGGUCGUGAAAGAGAAGCUGAUACGAAAUGCCGCCUCAAGGCGUUUUCGCAUCAUUGAAACCCUUGCGAGCGCCAUGGCAAAACUAGCUGCUCUGAGAAACCUCGCGCUCGUAGUCCUCACAAAUGCCACAACAAAUCUCAGAAAUGGUCAAAGAGCAAGUCUUCGGCCCGCACUUGCCAGCCAGGCGUGGGAUUCCGGCAUCCAUGCCCGAAUUAUGUUGUACUACGACUUUCCCCCGCCCUCUCAGGAGUCAUUACCUGAAUCCGUGUGGAGCAUUCAUGGAUUAACACUAAUGCGAUACGCCGAGGUUCAAAGGCUUUCAGGCAAAGAUGUCUUCCUACCAGCAGUACCUUUCCUGAUCGAAGAGAGGGGCCUGGAGCAGCUUACAAUGCCCGACAUGACGUCCUUCACCGAAGACCGUGAUUCGAAUCUCAAAUAUGAAGACAACACAGAUGCUUCGACGCCUUUGACAAAUCUCUCGAACUCGGGCCUCCUUCUCCUCGAGCGGGACCAGCCUGCCUAUUUGCCGUUAGAGAUCGAGCCUUCGCAACAGCUGGACAAGCGCAAAUUCGACGAGUUGACCGACAGCGACGAUAUCAGCCAUAUCAGCAACGGACAUGAGAGUGAGAUUGACGGCGACCGUGUCAUCCACACGGAGAAUUCAUGGCUAGUGGACCAAGGUCAAACUUCUGAUCCCCGGGAUGACAGCCAUGCUGCUUGGCAGCUUCCCGCUCUACAGAAUCAUCCUAGACAAGAAGGAAGAAUUCAACUCGAUCUUUCAUCCGUCGCAAUCCCAAUAGCUGCUCAAGCUCAUCAACCCCUUGGUUUUGCUCCCCCUUCCCUCUCGUCAGAUCAGCAAAUGGGCCUGGAACGUGGGACUGACAAUGGUGACCUUCACAACGAAAUGAUACUCGAUCUUCAUGAAACGGCUAUUCUACGCAGAUACCGCCAUGCUGUCAUUAGGGGCUCCGAAGAUGCAGCCCCUGUAAUAUCAUCGCCAUCAGCCUCGGAAACCUCCUCGUCGCCUGCCCCUCGCCGCGAAGCCGAAGUGCCAGACAGUCAAGACGAAGAUUCGGAUUAAUCGACUUGCCAACUCCCUGCUCCAGAUGUGAAAGGACAACAUGUACCAAAACUUGCCAUUGCACAAGACCGAAGAGUUGCGGCUAGGUACUAUUUUACACAGGAUUUUCGAGCGUCAUCAGCCUGUAGUCGACCGCGCCACGAAAAGCCAGAGUGGGGAUCACAUCACUAUCCUACCAUAAUCUAUCUUCCACCUCACAUAAAUGCCGCUUGGCUUCUUGUAACGCCGUCAUGCACCUUAUAUGCACAUGGACCCGGCGGAGACUGUAGCGUUUUCCAGAUAGUGGAAACCUCGUUCCAACACACUUUUCCGAAUGCCAAUACUAUCCAGGGUCUGGUGUCCAGUGCCUUGAAAUGCCGCACACCACACAUCCCCAGACGCCAAGGCAUUACUCCUUGUUCUCACGGCGUUGGAAUAUCCAGACGGAGUGAAGAGGGGCACGAGUUGAAUGAAAAAAGCG